This is a messenger RNA of Oryctolagus cuniculus (rabbit), 1252 nucleotides long. The record is from RefSeq and is a predicted model, not a curated record. NCBI's taxonomy places the organism in Eukaryota, Metazoa, Chordata, Mammalia, Lagomorpha, Leporidae.
UGCUGAUGUUGUGGUCUUAGGGCCAUUGUGACCUCAAGCUGUAACUAAAAUCAGUCCAAUGCAACAGGAGUUUCAAGAACAGCAGCUCAAAAAUGAGGACUUAACUGGAUGGCAAAUUAAGGCACAUAUUUUAAAGAGGCCUCUUUAUUCUUAGAGAAGACAUUUCCAUUCAAGAUGACAAGCGGUGCAAGCUCUUCAGGAUCUUGCUUGCCCUCAAAAAGAAGCUCUAAAAUAGAUGACAACUACUUGAAGGAAUUGAAUGAGGACUUAAAGCUAAGGAAGCAGGAACUGCUGGAGAUGCUAAAACCUUUAGAAGACAAGAACAACCUCUUGUUCCAGAAGUUGAUGUCCAACUUGGAGGAAAAACAAAGAAGUUUGCAGAUCAUGAGGCAGAUCAUGGCAGGGAAGGGGUAUGAUGAAUCCUCAGUUAUGGAGCUAAUUAAAGAAGCAGAGGAGAUGAAACAGAACCUGGAAAGGAAAAACAAGAUGCUUCGGAAGGAAAUGGCGAUGCUAUGGAACAAGACAUUUGAGACAGAAGAACUCCGUGAUCAACAAAAAGCACCACAGAUAAAAACCAAGGAAGACUUUGAGGAUGAAAAGGCUCCCAAAUCCCCCUCGUCACCUAGGAGGACCAAGAAUGAACUGGAGGUAUCAUUUGCAGAGAAAGUGAAGGAGAUAAAGAAGGAAAAGCAACAGAGGAAAAUGGAAUGGGUCAAGUAUCAGGAACAAGCCAACAUCCACCAGAAUGACUUUCAUGGCAAAGUGAUCGAGCUGAGAAUUGAAGCCUUGAAGAACUAUCAGAAGGCCAAUGAUCUGAAAUUAUCACUAUACUUACAGCAAAAUUUUGAGCCAAAGCAAGCAUUUUUAAAUAUUCCAGGAUUCCAAGGUGGAUAUGCAGUGAGAAUUCACGACGAAGGGAUAACAAUGUUAUCAGUAUCAGUAUGUAUAUCUCUAAUUUCCUCCUCUUAUUCCGUGAAGAGAUUGAACAGCUUAUAAGUCACACAUAGGGGUGGGCAUGAUGGCACAUCUCUGCUUGGGAUGCCCACAUGCCAUAUCCAAGUGCCUGGGGUAGGGUCCUGCCUUCACUUCCAAUCCAACUUGAUGCUCAUGUGCACCCUGGGGACCCAGCAGAUGAUGACUCGGUGCUGGGGUCCCCACCACUCAGGUGGAAGACCUUGAUGGACUUCCUGUCUUGGAUUCAGUCUGGCCAAGCCCUGGCUAUUGAGGGCUUCUGGGAGAGUGAACCAAUGGA